Messenger RNA from Puntigrus tetrazona (Sumatra barb), 9990 nucleotides. RefSeq names its product neurofibromin 1b (gene nf1b). The record is from RefSeq and is a predicted model, not a curated record. The coding region runs from base 284 to 8566 and encodes 2760 amino acids. The transcript is spliced from 57 exons. Gene Ontology annotation, biological process: regulation of GTPase activity. NCBI's taxonomy places the organism in Eukaryota, Metazoa, Chordata, Actinopteri, Cypriniformes, Cyprinidae.
GCACUCGUGUUUUCGUCUCUCAUCUGCACCGCUGCUGUGCUGCUGCUGCUGCUUCGCUGGAUCAGAGGAUUCAAACUUCCGGCACUGUCAUGGCGGCAUGCUGCUGUUUCUGACACCGACCAGCCCGAAUACCGAGCCGCCCCUCGUUCGGCCCUCAGCGCGGCGCGGAUCGAGGAGCGCAGGGGUCGCAAACCGCGGAAAAGGCGUCCUCUCCUCCUCCACAUCAUCAUCAUCCUCUUCAUCAUCAUCAUCGGCGGCGGCGGAGGUGCAGGCGUGAGCGGCCAUGGCGGCGCAGAAGCCCGUGGAGUGGGUCCAGGCCGUCAUCACCCGAUUCGACGAGCAGCUUCCUGUGAAAGUCGGCGUGCAGAACACACACACUAAAAUCAGCACGGAACACAAUAAGGAAUGUCUGAUCAACAUCUCCAGGUACAAAUUCUCUCUGGUCAUCAGUGGACUCACCAACAUACUGAAGAACGUCAACAACAUGCGGAUAUUUGGAGAUGCUGCAGAGAAGAACCUUUACCUGUCCCAGCUUAUCAUCAUGGACACACUGGAGAAGUGCCUGGCAGGGCAACCAAAGGACAGCAUGCGUCUGGAUGAGACGAUGCUCGUAAAGCAGUUAUUGCCCGAGAUCUGUCAUUUCAUCCACACGUACCGUGAGGGAAACCAGUACGCGGCCGAGCUGAGGAACUCAGCCUGUGGGGUUCUGUUCUCUCUGAGCUGCAGUAACUUCAACGCUGUCUUUAGUCGCAUCUCCACCAGGCUGCAGGAGCUGACCGUUUGUUCUGAGGAUAACGUAGACGUGCACGACAUCGAGCUCAUCCAGCACAUCAACGUGGACUGCUGUAAAUUUAAACGCCUCCUGCAAGAAACAGUAUUUAAAUUUAAAGCCUUAAAGAAGCCAGCCCAGUUGAGUGUCAUCUUCAAUUUAGAGAAGGCGUUCUGGAACUGGGUUGAAAAUUAUGCUGAUGAAUUCACCAGGUUGUACCAGAGGCCUCAGGCGGACAUGGCUGAGUGUGCUGAGAAGCUUUUUGACCUGGUGGAUAGUUUUGCUGAGAGUACGAAGAGAAAAGCAGCUGUUUGGCCACUGCAGAUCAUCCUCCUCAUCCUCUGUCCUGACAUCACUCAAGACAUGUCCAGAGACACAUCAGAUGACUCGAAAGACAACAAGAAACUGUUUUUGGAGAAUCUACGGAAAGCCUUGACUGGUCACGGUGGAAGCAAACAGCUGACGGAAAGCGCAGCUAUUGCCUGCGUCAAACUGUGCAAAGCAUCUACAUACAUCAGCUGGGAGGAUCACUCCGUCAUCUUCCUGCUGGUGCAGUCCAUCGUUGUGGAUCUGAAGGGGUUGCUGUUUAACCCAGCUAAACCGUUUUCCAGAGGCGCCGGGAGCCAGAGUGCAGACGUGGACCUAAUGAUCGACUGUUUUGUCUCCUGUUUCAGAAUCAACCCUCAUAACAAUCAGCAAUUUAAGGUGUGCCUGGCUCCGUCCUCACCUCCUACCUUUCACUUUGUGCUGGUGAAUUCUCUCCACCGAAUCAUUACUAAUUCCCCGCUGGACUGGUGGCCGAAGAUCGAUACCGUGUACUGUUACUCGGGAGAGCUGCGGCUCAUGUUUGCUGAGACUCUGGGGAGAGUGGUGCAGGGCUGCAGCAGCCACGCCCCCCUCCGUAUGACCUCGAGUUUGACGUUUAAGGAGAAAAUGAGCAGUCUGAAGUUUAAAGAGAAAACCACUGAUCUGGACACCAGGAGUCACAAGUAUCUGCUUUUGGCUUUGGUGAAACUCAUCCAUGCAGAUCCCAAAUUGAUGCUACAUAAUCCAGGUAAACAGGGUCUGGAGGUCCACAGCAGCACUGCAGAUCUCAUCACAGGCAUGGUGCAUCUUGUGCCACUUGCGAACAUGGGAGAUAUCUCCCAGGAGGCCAUGGAGGCUCUUCUGGUCCUGCAUCAGCCUGAAAGCAUCGAGCUGUGGAACCCAGACGCUCCUAUGGAAACUUUCUGGGACAUCAGUUCUCAGGUGCUGUUCUUCAUCUGUAAGAAGCUGUUUGGUCAUCAGCUGAUCAGCAGCACUGAGAUUCUGAAGUGGUUGCGAGAGAUUCUCAUCUGCAGAAACAAAUUUCUUCUCAGGAACAAAGAUCGGGCCACAGCAGGCAGUAACAUUGCCAUCUGCCGGCAGGCCCAGACCAAGCUGGAAGUGUGUCUUUACAUGUUCCUGUGGAGUCCAGACAUGGAGGCAGUUCUGGUGGCCAUGUCCUGUUUCCGCUACCUGUGUGAGGAAGCAGACAUCCGCUGUAGUGCAGAAGACAUUCCUGUGCAGUCCCUUCUGCCAAAUUACAACACGUUCAUGGAGUUUGCGUCUGUCAGCAACAUGAUGAUUGCAGGUCGUUCGGCUCUACAGAAGAGAGUAAUGGCUUUGCUUCGAAGGAUUGAGCUCCCUACCCCAGGAAACACUGAGGCCUGGGAGGACACGCAUGCCAAAUGGGAACAUGCAACCAAAUUAAUUUUAAGCCACCCGAAAACGAAACUAGAAGACAGUCAGGAAUGGAUCAAUAUGACCGGCUUCCUGUGUGCGUUGGGUGGCGUGUGUUUGCAGCAGAGGAACACGUCUGUUCUGGCCACCUACAGUCCUCCCAUGGGCACUCUGAACGAUCGCAAGGGCUCCAUGGUGUCCAUGGCCUCGUGUGAAGGCAACCCAGAGACGCCCCUGAGCAGGUUUCUGGACCGUCUUCUGUCGCUGAUGGUGUGCAAUCAUGAGAAAGGGCAUCAGAUUCGUACCAACGUCAAAGACCUGGUGGGGCUGGAGCUCUGUCCAGCGCUCUAUCCCAUGCUGUUCAACAAACUCAAAAACAGUAUCAGCCGAUUCUUUGAUGCCCAGGGCCCGGUGCCAAUUAAUGAGACCAACACACAGUUUGUGGAGCAGACCAUCGCCAUCAUGAAGAACCUUCUGGACAACCAUACGGAAGGAAGCUCUGAACAUCUGGGUCAAGCCAGCAUUGAGACCAUGAUGCUCAACCUGGUCAGGUAUGUGCAUAUUCUUGGCAACAUAGUUCAUGCCAUCCAGAUCAAAACCAAACUGUGCCAGCUGGUAGAGGUCAUGAUGGAGCGCAGAGAUGACCUCUCUUUCUGCCAAGAGAUGAAGUUCAGGAAUAAAAUGGUGGAGUAUCUGACAGACUGGGUGAUGGGAACAUCCAACCAGGCGGCUGAUGAUGAUGUUAAAUGCCUCACAAGGGAUCUGGAUCAGGCGAGUAUGGAAGCGGUGGUGUCUCUUCUGGCCGGCCUGCCCCUUCAGCCAGAGGAAGGGGACGGUGUGGAGCUAAUGGAGGCCAAAUCUCAGCUUUUCCUAAAGUACUUCACUCUGUUCAUGAAUCUUCUGAACGACUGCAGUGAGGUGGAGGAUGAGGGUCAGCAGGUGGCUGGACGUAAGCGAGGGAUGUCUAGGCGUUUGGCAUCGUUAAGGCACUGCACCGUCUUGGCCAUGUCCAACCUGCUUAACGCCAAUGUGGAUAGCGGCCUUAUGCACUCUAUUGGGCUGGGCUAUCAUAAGGACCUUCAGACAAGGGCUACGUUCAUGGAGGUCCUCACUAAGAUCCUGCAGCAGGGAACAGAGUUUGACACGCUGGCAGAGACUGCGCUGGCCGAUCGCUUUGAGAGGCUUGUGGAACUUGUCACAAUGAUGGGGGAUCAGGGGGAGUUACCUAUUGCCAUGGCGCUGGCCAAUGUGGUCCCUUGUUCUCAGUGGGAUGAACUGGCUCGUGUUCUGGUAACUCUCUUUGAUUCGAGGCAUCUCUUGUAUCAACUUCUGUGGAAUAUGUUCUCUAAGGAGGUGGAGUUGGCUGAUUCCAUGCAAACACUGUUCCGCGGCAACAGCCUGGCCAGUAAAAUCAUGACGUUCUGUUUUAAGGUGUACGGGGCCACAUAUCUGCAGAAGCUGUUGGAGCCACUGCUCAGGGCCGUGAUCACGGGCACUGAGUGGCAGAUGCUGAGCUUUGAGGUGGAUCCCACCAGACUUGAGACCGGUGAGAAUUUGGAGGAGAACCAGCGCAAUCUGUUACGGAUGACCGAGCGCUUCUUUCAGGCCAUAAUCAGCUCAUCCGGCGAGUUUCCACCUCAGCUCCGCAGCGUCUGUCACUGUCUCUUUCAGGCUACUUGUCACUCUCUCCUGUCUAAAGCAUCUGUCAAAGACAGAAAGGAAGUGAGGAAAGCUGUGGUUAGCCAGCGUUUCCCACAGAAUAGUAUCGGAGCUGUAGGUAGUGCCAUGUUUCUGCGUUUUGUGAACCCGGCUAUAGUCUCUCCAUACGAGGCUGGGAUUCUCGACAAAAAGCCUCCACCCAGGAUAGAAAGGGGCCUUAAACUCAUGUCAAAGAUCUUGCAAAGUAUUGCCAACCAUGUUUUGUUCACAAAAGAAGAGCACAUGAGGCCGUUUAACGACUUUGUGAAGAGUAAUUUUGACGCAGCCAGAAAAUUUUUCCUGGACAUUGCCUCUGACUGCCCGGCGAGCGACUCUCUCAACCACAGUCUAUCCUUCAUUAGCGAUGGCAAUGUUUUGGCUCUGCACAGGCUGCUGUGGAACAACCAAGAGAAAAUUGGCCAGUAUUUGUCCAGUAACAGGGAUCAUAAAGCUGUUGGAAGGAGACCCUUUGAUAAGAUGGCCACCCUGCUUGCUUACCUGGGUCCCCCAGAGCACAAACCAGUUGCAGAUACACAUUGGUCCAGCCUGAAUCUCACCAGCUCCAAAUUUGAGGAAUUUAUGACAAGACAUCAGGUGCAUGAGAAAGAAGAGUUUAAAGCGUUGAAGACUCUUAACAUCUUUUACCAGGCUGGAACUUCAAAGAACGGAAACCCUGUGUUUUACUAUGUAACCCGCAGGUUCAAGACAGGACAGAUUAAUGGGGACUUGCUCAUUUACCACGUCCUUCUUACCCUCAAACCAUACUACGCCAAACCAUAUGAGCUAGUAGUGGAUUUGACACAUGCUGGUCCGAGCAACCGCUUCAAGACAGACUUCCUCUCCAAAUGGUUUGUUGUUUUUCCAGGAUUCGCUUAUGAGAAUGUGGCUGCCAUCUACAUCUAUAACUGUAACACAUGGGUACGAGAAUACACCAAGUAUCACGAGAGACUGCUUACAGGCCUCAAAGGCAGUAAGAAGUUACUGUUCAUUGACUCGCCGGCACGGCUGGCUGAGUAUGUAGAACCAGAACAACAGAAGCUUCCGGCAGCUACUCUUGCUCUUGAAGAAGACCUGAAAGUGUUUCACAAUGCCCUAAAACUGGCCCACAAAGACACCAAAGUGUCCAUUAAGGUGGGCAGUACUGCAGUGCAGGUGACCUCAGCAGAGCGAACACGAGUCUUGGGUCAGUCCGUCUUCCUCAAUGACAUCUACUAUGCUUCAGAGAUUGAGGAGAUCUGCCUAGUGGAUGAAAAUCAGUUCACGCUGACCAUUGCUAACCAGGGCACGCCAUUGACCUUCAUGCACCAGGAGUGUGAGAGUAUAGUUCACUCAAUUAUCCACAUCCGUAAACGUUGGGAGCUCUCUCAGCCCGACUCUAUCCCCCAACACACAAAGAUCAGGCCCAAAGACGUUCCCGGGACUCUUCUCAACAUCGCCCUCCUCAACCUGGGAAGUUCUGACCCCAGUUUAAGGUCUGCAGCUUACAACCUCCUGUGUGCCUUAACUUGCACCUUUAACCUAAAGAUUGAAGGCCAACUGCUGGAGACCUCCGGCCUCUGCAUCCCUGCCAAUAACACCCUCUUCAUCGUAUCCAUUAGCAAGACUCUAGCAGCUAAUGAGCCUCACCUGACCCUGGAGUUCCUGGAGGAGUGUAUCUCUGGCUUCAGCAAGUCCAGUAUAGAAUUAAAGCACCUGUGUUUGGAGUACAUGACUCCUUGGCUGCUGAACCUGGUGCGCUUCUGCAAGCACAGCGAUGAUGCCAAGCGCCAACGAGUCACUGCCAUUCUAGACAAACUCAUUACCAUGACAAUCAACGAAAAGCAGAUGUAUCCAUCCAUUCAGGCCAAGAUCUGGGGGAGCCUAGGACAGAUAACAGAUCUACUUGAUGUAGUUCUGGACAGUUUUAUUAAAACGAGUGCAACGGGAGGUCUCGGAUCCAUCAAAGCUGAAGUGAUGGCAGACACAGCAGUGGCUUUGGCCUCUGGUAACGUCAAACUGGUGUCUAGCAAGGUGAUUAUUCGGAUGUGUAAAAUCAUUGAUAAGACGUGUCUGUCACCCACACCAACGUUGGAGCAGCACCUGAUGUGGGAUGAUAUCGCUAUCCUGGCCAGGUAUAUGCUCAUGCUGUCCUUCAACAACUCUCUGGAUGUGGCCGCCCACCUGCCCUACCUCUUCCAUGUCGUGACCCUGCUGGUGGCCACGGGGCCUCUUUCGCUGCGGGCAUCCACACAUGGCCUGGUUAUCAACAUCAUUCACUCCCUCUGCACAUGCUCCCAGCUGAGUUUCAGCGAGGAGACCAAGCAGGUGUUACGCCUAAGUCUGACAGAGUUCUCUCUGCCAAAGUUCUACUUGCUCUUUGGAAUCAGCAAGGUCAAAUCAGCUGCGGUCAUCGCCUUCCGUUCCAGCUAUAGGGAUCGUUCGUUUUCUCCGGGCUCCUACGAGAGAGAGACCUUUGCUCUGUCAUCCCUGGAGACUGUCACAGAGGCUUUGCUGGAGAUCAUGGAGGCAUGUAUGAGGGACAUUCCAGGCUGUAAAUGGCUAGACCAGUGGACCGAUCUCGCACAGAAGUUUGCAUUUCAAUACAAUCCGUCCCUGCAGCCGCGGGCUCUUGUGGUGUUUGGUUGCAUCAGUAAACGGGUCACGCACACUCAAAUUAAACAAAUCAUACGGAUCCUGAGCAAGGCCAGCCCUCUUCUCAGCAUCGACCGGGGUUUGGAGAGCUGCCUGAAGGGUCCUGAUAACUGUAACAGCCAGGUGCUGAUCGAAGCUACCGUCAUUGCCCUCACUAAACUACAGCCUCUGCUCAACAAGGACUCACCAAUGCACAAAGCACUGUUCUGGGUCGCUGUGGCCGUGCUGCAGUUGGACGAGGUGAAUCUGUACUCAGCUGGAACUGCUCUGCUGGAACAGAACCUACACACACUCGAUAGUCUGCGAGUCUUCAAUGACAAGAGUCCUGAGGAGGUGUUUAUGGAGAUUCGUCAGCCUCUGGAAUGGCACUGCAAACAGAUGGACCAUUUUGUUGGUCUCAACUUCAACUCCAACUUUAAUUUUGCUUUGGUCGGGCACCUGCUGAAAGGAUUCAGACACCCAUCACCCACCACAGUAGCACGCACCAUCCGUAUAUUGCACAUGCUGUUGGCCUUGGUUGGAAAACACCUGAACUGUGAUAAGUUUGAGGUGAACACACAGAGUGUUGCAUAUCUGGCAGCUCUCCUUCCAGUGUCAGAGGAAGUGCGUAGUCGCUGCAGCCUGAAACACAGGAAACUUUUGCUCCUCUCUGAUGUUAACAUGGAGAAUGUUCCCAUGGAUACAUACUCCGUACAUCAUGAGGAUCCUAGCUGCAGAACUCUGCGGGAAAGCCAGCUGUGGGCAUCCCCAAAGGCUUCAGAGCGGUACUUGGUAGCCCAGUAUCCCAUAGUGGGACAGAUCAGCCCAAGAACACGCAAAUCCAUGAGCCUGGACAUGGGGCAACCUUCCCAGGUCAACACCAAAAAGCUUCUAGGUACCAGAAAAAGUUUUGACCACCUGAUAUCAGACAGCAAAGCACCGAAGAGGCCUGAAAUGGAAUCUGGUAUCACGACACCACCCAAAAUGAGACGGGUGGCUGAAAAUGAAUAUGAAAUUGAAACCCCAAGAAUCUCACAUCACCACCUGCGGAAGGUCUCAGUGUCCGAGUCUAAUAUCCUGCUAAAUGAGGAAGUUCUCACAGAUCCCAAAAUCCAGGCGCUGCUUCUAACUGUGCUGGCCACUCAGGUGAAAAACACAUCGGAUGAAUUUGAGCAGAGAAUCCUGUACGAGUUUCUAGCUGAGGCCAGUGUUGUCUUCCCAAAGGUCUUUCCUGUUGUUCACAAUCUCCUGGACUCAAAGAUUAAUACUUUGCUGUCACUGUGUCAGGACCCAAAUCUUUUAAACCCAGUCCAUGGAAUUGUGCAGAGUGUGGUUUUUCAUGAAGAGUCGCCCCCUCAGUACCAAACGUCCUACCUGCAAACUUUUGGGUUUAAUGGGCUCUGGAGGUUUGCCGGUCCUUUCUCUAAGCAAACUCAGUUCCCAGACUAUGCGGAGCUGAUUGUCAAGUUUCUGGAUGCGCUGAUUGACACCUAUCUGCCGGGCAUCGAUGAGGAAACGAGCGAGGAGGGUCUGCGCACACCCACCUCUCCAUACCCUCCACCUGUCCAGAGCCAGCUCAGCAUCACUGCCAACCUCAACCUCUCCAAUUCAAUGACCUCACUGGCCACCUCCCAGCAUGCACCAGGAAUCGAUAAAGAGAAGGUGGAUCUGUCUCCCACCACGGGUCUGGCAGCCAGUGGACGCACACGCCAUGGUUCAGCCAGCCAGGUCCAGAAACAGCGCAGCACCGGCAGCUUUAAAAGACCUAGUAUCAAAAAGAUUGUAUGAGACCUACAGCACAGCAGGUUAUAGCUCCUGCUGGACAUACAUUACUGCAUUUUAUGUGGUUUCUCUUCACUUCUGCUAAACCCACCGGUAACGAUAAUCUGUUGGUUCUCUUGAAAUGGUUUAGCAGUGUCUGCCUGGAUCAAAAUAAACUGAACGCCUCUGUUUUUAAACAAGUCGCUGUUUGACACAGGAUGGGAGAAAGUCCUUUUUUUUGUGCAUAACAGAACUUUUUAUAUAUAUAUAUAUAUAUAUAUAUAUAUAUAUAUAUAUAUAUAUACAUUUAAUUGAAUCACAGACAUUGCCUGAAGGUGGUGUCCUGAGUAUUUUGUUUAAAAGCACUAAUUUCUGUCUUAAAUUUAAAAGAUGAAAGUAUUAACCAAGUGCCAUUCUUUUGUUCCGUUGUAUUUGAUUUUAUUUACUUGUUUACUUUUAGUUAAACGUUGUUGUUGUUUCUUUUUGUAAAAGGAAACAUUAUUGAAUUAAGAGUCCCCUAAAACUAAAAAUGUACAAUCACUCAUGCAGUUCUGCAGAAAUUAAUCUUUAAUAGCCUUUAUAUUGUAUUGUCAAUAAAGUAUUAAUUAUAGGAAAAAAAGUUGCUGGUCCAUCCAAACUAUGAUCCCUAUACCAAACCCAUCAUACUACCAAAAUGCUCUGUGAAUUUCUGAUGUAUUUGACAUGUAUUUGCUGUUAUUUCUCAAUCUAUUACAGCUCUUGUGGGUGAUGGCUAUGAGAGGAGAGAUGAAUGUAAUUUAGCAUAUAAAAAAGCAUUUUUGCUGGAAAAAUAAUCAGCUGUUAAAUUAAAAAGCAUUCAGAUGGGGGGUGUGUGUGUCAUACACACACUUUCUUCGUAAGAAAGAAAACCUGAGGUAGACACUAUAGUUACACUAUAAUAUGGCUAUAAUAUAACAGUUUUAUUUUUAUUUUUUUCUGUUUUACUAAUUGUUGCUUUCAUAUUGGUACGGCUUUAUGUGAGAAAGGUCAAGGGUUAAACGUGAGUUUAGUAAUGGCAGAGAUUGUUGGAUGUUUCAAACACUAGAGUGAAUUGUUUUCGACACUUGAGGUUAUGCAAACUUUUACAUAAUUGUUCUUUUGUUUCUUUUUUUUAUGCUGAUAGCUUCACCUCUGUAAAUAUUUUUUGUGUAAAAAUAGAAAAGUAUAUUUACUACACUGUAAAUACAAGUGACUAUGACGUAUUAUUUUGCUUUUUGUAAAGCAGUUAAUUACUGAAUAUGUACGACAUAAAAUAUGAAUUAUUGUCUAUCAAUCAUCUUCACUGCAUUAUGCCAAUUAACAUGGAGGAAAUAUUGAGGGUUGCACUGAAGAUUGAAAUCUUUGUGUCCUCUGGACCCUCUUUAUAAAACAUUAUUGUUAUCAUCUGAUUUCAUAUUUACAGAUGUAACACUAAUAAAGUCCAUUUCUGCCCA